Molecule: messenger RNA, 866 nt
Organism: Mytilinidion resinicola
Lineage: Eukaryota; Fungi; Ascomycota; Dothideomycetes; Mytilinidiales; Mytilinidiaceae
Exons: 3
Coding region: 69-866 (265 amino acids)
Biological process (GO): protein phosphorylation
Molecular function (GO): protein kinase activity; ATP binding
Source: RefSeq, a predicted model, not a curated record
CGUUUCAUAAAUCUGUAACUGCUCAUUUAUACCCAGUAUUUCACAUUUUAGCUUCAAGAACGCCAACCAUGCCUCAGUCCCACCAGCUUCACGAAGGCCAAACCCUAAGCGGCGACAACAAAGACUACCUCCUCGUCGCUCCUCUCGGACAACCCAACGUCUGGACUGCCGUCGAUAGCGAGACACAAUCAUCCGUCUACAUCAUUAAACAACCAGCUCCCGACGACUCUGCUGCCGCAUCAUGGCCAAACUUCCAGCAAGAGAUGGUAAUGCAGGAGCUAUUCAAAGACGACCCAGCGAUCCGGCAAAAAGUGGACCAGAUACCACCUUCCAAACACGGCGAGCCGCCCCGUAUCGUCCUCGAGAUUUUAGAAGGGACAGCAUGGGAUGCGCGUGCGAAGCGGCCGUUAGGUGUGGGUGAGAUCAAAAAGCAUCAUGCGGGAUACACUCGAGGGGCUAACCUCAAAAUGGAAAACAUCCUUCUCAGCGGCUUCAACCCGUCGGCCAAAGACAAAAACGGAGCUACCCUCGUCACCAAACUCGGUGAUCUGGGGAUCGUGAUACCACCGACCAAAGGCGUCGCCCAGCCGUUGACGUAUCGCGCCCCAAAAGUCUACUUCAGGCACAGCAUCACGCCCGCAGCGGAUAUCUGGUCCUGGGGACUGCUAGUGUGCCAUCUCCUCGAAGCACGCGCGCCCUCCAUCUCCAAUCCCCCGACCCCAUCACCCAACGAGUCCAACUUCACCGAUCGCGGACUCUACGACGAUCUCUACUCAGGUCACGGCCUCCACUCGCAGCAGGAACAGUCGAUUCGCUAUGCGCUGGCUAACGACUACGAUCUAGCUUCGAUACAGUAUCUACGCUGA